CAGGAGGAGGAGCAACAUUGCUCCUCCUCCCUCCUCCUCCUCUCCCGUUCCUCCUCCUCCUUCGUGUAGUGGAAUUACUUUGGGAAUAAUUAAAAUAAAAUUAUUUUGACGUAAUUCGUGUGAAUUGCUGAUGAUUUCCCGUGAAAAGUGACUCUAUUCCUCGUGCAUUUUUUUUUUAGAUUAGAAAAUGGACUUUUAGUAAUCGUCUCUCAUAUUAAAAGAAGUACCUAGUUGUAAUAUUUACAUACUAUAACCUAUGAGACUUUGAUAUACCUACUACAAGGGCUUUUUCGAAGGUUGGUGGGAGAGCAACCACAACCUUCAGUUUUAGUUUUCAGGGAGAUUUCUCCUGUGAAUUUCUUUCAUAGUGUCGGGAAUUUCCGAUGCCAGACUGGACGGGGCGAUUCAACCCACGAACACGAAAGUGACUUAUUAUACCCAAUAUGAACUUGGCGUUAGUGAGCAACACACCAAUUUUGAGCGGCAAUCUAUACCAAGUGUUCGGAGAACUUGAUAUUGAAGAGGGAACCCCAGUUAUAUUGGUCAAGAUUCUUUGUGAAUGCAACACAAUCGAUGCAAAGCUUUUUCAAAGGAGUAAUGAUAUUAUAAGGAAGAGGUUUCCGCACAUCCUCAAGUGAAGGAUAGUUGUGCCGUCAUCGACUACAGUCUGACAACACUAUAAGUAGCAAAUACAGUACUUAUUAUUCUAAUACUUUUAAGAUUUUGCUUGUAAUAGUAUCUUGAGCAGCCACCGAUGAAAGAGUCAGAUGCGUAAGUGUGUCCGUAAUACUUGGACAUAACUACAAUGGCUGAAGAGUAACUGAUCAAUGUCUUGUCUGUAUCUGGUGAUAUCCUCACUCUUUGUCAUGAGCGCUUCAGAUAUUUUGAAUAUCAGAGGGCAUUCAUUUUUUUAUAAGGCUUUUAUGUCCAGGUUAAAGAGUUUGGGUUGCUCGACACAUCUGCCGGAGAGGGAUUGUUGCGGUGGUUUGCAAAGAAACAUUUGUGUGCGCAGUCAUAGCAGACCCCUGCUCAGGUGCGUGCAUGCUCUGAACCAUUACCAGUAUGAGCACAUCUAGCCAAACCCAGGAACAAGAAGCCUCAGAUUGUGCCAAUUCAUUCCAAGUAGAAGAAGAUUCGAGUAGUGCCGAUUCUGAAGUCGUAUGUGAAAGUAACCCAGAUAAUGAAGGGUCAGAUAAUACUACGUCAACCGUAAGUGAUUUAUGUGAACUAAAUACCGAGACUAAAAAUCCUGUUGAAACUCUUGAAGAUUCUGUUGAGAAUUUAAGUCAAGUUACAGAAUCCUCUGAUGUAGAAAGUUCUGAUGAAAAAAUUGUAGAUCCUAUUGAGAGUGUAAGUCAAGAUACACAAUCCUCUGAUGUAGAAAUUUCUGGGGAAAACAUUGGAGAUCCUUUUCAGAGUUUAAAUCAGGAGACAGAAUCCUCUGAUAUAGAAACCACUGCAGCGGAACCAUGUGGCGAAACAGAAGCAAAAGAGAAAAGUGGGAGAGGAGAAGAAGAAGCCACAUUGCAUCAAGAUGGCACAGUUGAUGAAACGUGCGCAUCACCUGUCAGUGAUCCUGCAAGAGGAGUCGUCUCCUCUUCUUGCGACCAAAUAAGCAUUUCUGUCAGUGAAGUCGUCACUGCAUUUCAGGAAGUCAGGAGCGAGUUUAAAAAUGCAGUCAGAGAUGCUCAGAGUGAAUUCGUCACUGCUGUUAGUGAAGUUAAAAACGAACUCGGCCAGGUAUUGAGUGGAACGAGUCAAUCUUCUUUCAGUUGUGAAGAGCGGCAGACUCCGUCACCAUCAGAACUGAGUGAUUCUAAUGAUAAUAUCUUGAGCACUGUCUCCUGUAGUGAAAAUUUAGAUAGCACUGGAAAUUUAAUACCAACAGGAGAAGAUACAAAUACUGAGUGUGAUAAUCCUGGUUUAGAACAUUUGACCUUGGAGUCAGACUCUGAGAAAGGUGAAGUGAGUGAUUGUCACAACAUUAUAUUAGGGUCGUCCGACAACUUUAAGCUGGAGGAUGACAUUAAUGACAAUGUCGCUCAUAGUGCUCCUGUACCCUUGGAUGUAGAUAUGUAUAGUGGUGAAAUUGAAGUAAAUGCCAAUGGUCCAACAGAAAGUACAAUGGACACACAAAUUGCAGAACUGAAUAACACUACUGUAGAGGGUUUCCCUCCUCAGAAUGGGGAUGUUAAUCAGGCUGGUGCCAGGUGUAUGGAAAGUAAUGGCAGCGUUGAAUACGAUAUUCAUCAGGGAAAGGAGAGUUCAGAACAUCUGUCAGCAUGCAUGGAUGACCCAUGUUCUAGGGGCCAGGCCACAUCUGCACCUUCAACUCCUGUUCCCUCUGCGGCAGGAUCUGUUCGCAAAGUUCUGCGAACAGCACCUUGCCCUGGUCGCCGGGUGUCAUUCCCUGAGGAUGACACUCGCCUGAUAUCUAGUUAUUUAGAGCCUGUAAAUCCUUGGCAGCAAAUGGCCGGGGUAACUGUGGAGGAAAUUGCUGCUGCCUACCGAUCCUCUUGUGAACGACACAGUACUCAACCUCUCCCUGGAGUUUUGCAGCAGAUCAAGGCCCUGCCCCUGGUUGUAGGAGGGCGCGUUGAAUGUAUCAGUCUACGGGGACAGAGGCUGGAAGGCGGUCAGUGUGAAGGGCUGGAAGAGAUAUUCCGCAGAGUUCAGUUUAAGGUUCUGGAUCUUGAAGGUUGCUCCCUGGAAGAUGACACUGCCAUACCUCUCUUCGAUAUGAUCGAGUUUUAUGAUUCUGCCACUCAGCUCAAUAUUUCAUGCAACAGCAGGAUUGGAUUUAGAGGGUGGCAGGCGUGCGCUCGCAUGUUGAAGCGGACGCCUUCGGUCGAGUACCUUGAUGCCCGCAACACUAACUUGAAUGAAACAAACAUGCCUAUAUUGGGCAGAGCUCUAAGGUUAGGUGCAAGGUUGCAUACGUUGCAUCUUGAGAACUGUAAUCUAACAGGUCGUCCUCUCAUCAUGCUUACUGCUGCAUUAAAGCAAAAUGAUACUCUUGCAGAGUUAUAUCUGGCUGAAAAUCGCUUGGGGGUCAAUGAUUGCAUUCAGCUGGGCAACUUGGUACGUGCAAACAACACUUUGAGAGUGCUGGAUCUCAGAAACAACAAUGUACAAGACGCGGGUUGUGGCCAUAUUUGUGAAGGAAUAUGUGAACAGCAGAAACUGCAGAGUGAGAAGGAGAGCAAUAAUGUGGAAGGGAAGAAGACAAUCAAAGGGUUAAAUUCUCUGAUAUUGUGGAAUAAUCAUCUCACCCAGCAAUCAUCUCCACACUUGGCCAGUUUGCUGUCUGGCUCUUCCUCCCUUGAAAUGGUAAACCUUGGCCGCAACAAUCUCACAAGUGAAGGGAUUCUACGCCUGAAGGAGUCUUUGUUGCGAAAUCGAUGUUUACUGCGGCUUGGACUUCAGGCUGCAAGGAUUAGUGAUGAGGGAGCGGUGGCUUUGGCAGAAUAUACAGCAGACAACACCAUCAUCCAGCAGAUCGACUUGAGAGAAAACCCUAUCCGUGUAGCUGGGUUGAUGGCCUUGGCUCAUUCGCUGCGUUUAAACACGCACGUCACUCAGAUGGAUCUGGACUCCGAUCCUAGAACAGAACCCGCAGCCGAACUGGCCGAGCAGCACUUGGCUCUGCAGAAGGAAAUCAAGGAGUACUGCCAGCGUAACUUGGUCAAUAGUCAUAUACAGGCUGCUGAAAACCAGAACAAUCUUUGUGAAAUUCCUACCAGGUGUCACGACGAAGACAAAUUGUCCGUCAACUCCGUGUUUAGGAAAGUCUCUUUAACGUGCGAAACCUCACACAAGACCAUCCAGCCAGAAACUAGAAACGACACCACCCCCGUACGAGAAGAGGAGAAGCAAAAGUAUGUAAGUCCUGCUCCCAGCCCACUUCCAAGCCCAGCUCCAAGUCCCUGCCAAAGUCCUUCUCCAAGUCCUGUACCUAGCCCCAUGAAAAAUCGCUUCAGGGUCUUCAGGGUUCAAGAAGCAUCAAGAAGUGCUUCACAGUUACCUAUAAAUUCAACUCCUUGUUCUCCUGUUGUUUGUUCCUCAGCUCCAGUAAGUCACUGUGGAAGAAGUAUGUCUGCUGGGGACCUCAAUUUACCCUCCAAACAGCAAUCUUCUCGCCCUAAUAGAUUCAGCAUUGGUGGCCGUUUCACUGUCACAAGGGUUGCGGAGGUCACUGGGCCUUGUAGUUUACCUAGUGGUCAGUCUACAACUUCUGAUACUAUUCUGACUAACUCUACUGGUUCUGUGUCGAGCCCCAAAAUAAUUAUAUCUUCACCUGUUAGAGUAGAGCGUGGCUUUAGCAUAGAAGAAACACCUUCAAAAAAUAUGUUUCUGAGCAAGAGCGGAGAUGGCCUAGUGACGUCACCUUCAGUGCCGGGCACCAAAAGUUGUGACAGUCUUCCAGAAGGUCAUCAUAAAGUACCAGGCAGCUUGUCAGGUCACAUCGUGAGGUUGAAAUCGGACAGCGACAGCGACGACGUUUUUCUUGAUUCUGCAAAUUCCAGUAAUGUGAGUGGAUGGUCGGAGGUUGGGUCUCAGAGGGGCUCGCUUCGGAGCAGUGUCAACGAGAACAACGGCAGCAGUACUGAGAAAGACAAUGAUUCGGUGAGUUCCAGUGAGUUGACCGACAGUGGUUUUCUAGACGACUCGGUUUGUGGCGUGGGAAGGGUUGGGGGCAGCUGUUCCCCAAGCCCUAGCAGUCCACAUCCUGAGGGUGACCGAGAUUCCCUUUUGAGCUCCUCGGUCGAUAGUACAAGCCAGGAAGACACCGGAUUAGGAUCCGCCAUAAGCACCUCUGGUAAUCUACAAACUUCCCCAGUACCUUCUACGGUGCCAAUACUUCCUUGCACCGCACAACCUACGGUUCAUUCCGCCGUGCCGGAACCUCUGAAAAGAGCACCGUUAGCAGCCAUGGAGAAUGGAAGUUUCGAUUCUGAUAGUGAGGACAGCGAGGUCACCACUCAGUCUUCGGAUUCUACCCACAGUGACGAGGUACGAAUAACGACCGAGCAGUUGUCCCCCAGACCUGCCUGGGGUUCAAAGCAGGAACCUGUAGAGGAAUCACACCACAGUGCUGAAGCCUCCAGUGUACCUGCACAGACUUCAGAGACUGGUUGAUUGUGAUUCCUGUCAUGGUUGUGUUGGCCAGAGCCUUAACUAAAUAAGUGGUAUCACUGAAAUACUGCACGCACAGUCUCAGUGUGUGCACGUGCAUAACGCAUCUCAUUGCAGAUUGGUCUUUUUGCAAUUAUUUGCUGUUAUUUAUUUAUAUGAUUACAUAUAUCUUUUUGUAUAUUUAUGCUUGCAAGUAAACAUGAUGUAGGAUAUGAGAAAGAAGCAGUAAUGAUAACUUAUCACGUUUUGCCUUGCGUUUUUUGUGAUUGUUGAAAGAUUGUCAUAUUUAUAUAGUACUGUAAUGUAGAAAUGCAAGAAGUAAAAGAUCAUAUUUAAGUGUGUUCAGAGUAUGCUGUGGCUCAGAAUUUGUGAUAUGUGAACAAUUAUUUACAUUCUUAUUUUUAGGGACGUUCAAUAAGUUGUGCUUGUGAAGAGAGGGAUUACUGAACUUCAUUUUUGCAGAGCCAACGUAUUUUAUAAGUUAUUUAUGUAUUUAAAUUAUGGUGAUAAAUCAUACGCUUCAGUGCAAAAACUUUCAAGACCAUCUGUGAGCAUUUUAUGUCAUUUGAUACUGUAUGUACAUAGUUUUAGUGAGCGUAGUGUUGCAAGAGGUUAAAACAAGACUGCCAUGUUGCAGAAGACGACUUGACAAACAGAGGGUCAAACUCUGACACUUGUUGCCCGUUGUCAUGCAAGAUUUUAUGUAGAGAAGAUGUUCAGAAUAUCUCAGGCAUAAUAGCUGACUGAAAAUUCAGCAGUGCUGUGCAGGUAAUCCCAGCAAUGUUUUAUAUUUGUAAGUCAUUUCAUAAGAUUACUAAAACAUUGCAGUCUAAACAUAUGUUUCACGUGAAUGUUCGGGGAAAUAUUUAGAAUUUGUUGCAUAUUCUUGUUGAUGUUUACUUCACGGUGGGAUUUCGUUGUUUCCCAGUGACGAUGUAUUUAUAAAAUUGUAAGGUCACUUCAGUUUGGCCACAAAGAUAUUUCACUCUUUUUCUAAUAGUUCACAAUAGUUAUGAUGUUAUGAUCACAAGUUUUUCCACAUUUCCUGUUUACCGACAACAAAAUUAGCGUUAAGUUAGGGCUAUAAGGGAACUGUCAAAGUGGUAUGAUAAAUUACCGAGUGCCGGACUCACACCCUCGCAAACUAUGCUUUUAUACUAACUGCCUCGCUUCAUUGGUAGCUUAAUUAGGUCGUUAGACAGUCUAGAGAGGAAUUGAGACACGUAGUCAUAUGUUAUUACAGUCACUGAUCAAUCAUUUGUUCUCCUUUUUCAUUUUUUUAUUUAUUUGCGUGUCAGUUUUAGAGAGGAAACAGACUUCAUGGUGUUAGUAAUAUGGGAUACAUUUUCAAGAGUAUGGCAGGUUUAUGUACCAUACUGUUAUUUGAAUAACCUCUGCCGUUAAGAAGGCAAAUUAAAAUGUAUUGUCAUAAAAUUCGUGACUGUAAUCACAUCUUUAUCCUGUUAUUACACACACCCUCAGCUCUGUAAUACGUACCGCUGUUAGUCGGAACUAAGAAACUAAUUAGGAAAUGUAGGAAAUGUUUUUGUGACCAUACCAGUAUGAUUUUUUUUUUUUUUUUUUUUUUUUUUUUCUCCAAAGAAUAUUAUGUAUUGGAUUACUGUCCAAGUGGUAUAUUAUGAUAUCUUGGGAGUCCCUUAGGGUACUUUUAUGAGCAUCCUUUGUGACGACAGUGUACAAAGUUAUGAUAUUCCUUGGGAGGGUUACAACUUUGUUGUGUGUCGUAGAUGACUAUGACUACUAUCUUGAAAGGAGGCACAAGCCACUUGAGGGUGAGCGAAAGGAUCUAGUUUCCUUGACUGUGGUAAUAAUUCUGUAAAAAUAAUUUCUAAGAUAUGUCGGUAAAGAAAACAAUAAAUGCAUUGUUAAAAAUAAUGUUUUAAGCAUAUAUGUUGUGAAACAAGGUUGAUUAAUCUCUUGAAAAGAGAGUAGUAGAUUGGACUUGAAGUUCUCAGAAGGUAAUUCUUGUGAAAGGAGAAAUACACAGGAGGGGAAAUAUUAUUUUACUGAAGUAAAACAAAAUUGGGUCGGCCUAUUGAAACUUCAUGCCCUUAGCAACAACAAAGAAGAAAGUCACAAGGGAGGGAUACCUUUGUCUACUUUGCAUUUCGUAUUUGUAGCAGUACACCAAGCUUGCUACACGUCAUCAGCGUGAGAUGAUGGUCUCUGUUGGAGCGUGAGAGAGGUGUACUUGGAUGUAAUCGCAAAUAACCUCAUCUUUUUUUUUUCCUUUUUUUUCUGGUGCUGUGUAAAUUCGGAGUAAUGUUGCAAUGCAGAUAUAACUACUAUAUAAUCUUGACACAAAUUAUAAUGAAUGUACCUGUAUUAGUACUUAGAUGCAUUUUGCAGACUUUGAGGGGUUGCAAGGUAUGUAUACAUCAAAUUGCAAUCCCAGCGUUUGAAUCCACGAGUACCAGUUUGUCUGUCUAUCCUUUCACCGUAAGAAUUUAAACAUUUAAUGGUAAAAAGCAUUUUCAAAUGUAGGGUUCAGGGUAUCUCAUAAAAAUCUCUAUCUGGAACCAAUUCCACUUUCACAAGAGUAUGUAGUUAGAUUAUCAAUAAAGAAUUUUAUUUUUACCUUCUGUAUUGUGAAGUAUGAUUUGGUUCCAAGUAGGUCAGGGAUAGGUAACUAUUCUUAAGAUCAAGAUUACUGAUAACUUAUGGUGGAUAGUUCAGUGACGUGGAUCAGAUCAUAUUGAAACCUGUGUCAUAAACCAUUUUAUAUAUUGUUUUAACUGAAUGAUAGUUUUGAUUGUUGCAUGGGAUGUGAAGUAUGAUGCUGAGAAUUUUAAUGAAAUUAUUUUAAAUUUUAAGCCAAUUUUCUUUGUUAAGUAGAUUUUCAUGUCGUAGAAGAAAUGCAUAUGUUGAACUGGUGUAGUUGCCAGUUUGUGUACUUCUUAAAAGAUUAAAUAUUUAUACAGUGGCGAGCAAUUUUAACUUUGUAUGGGGGAGUCGCAAGGCUAGUCCAGAUUACAUAUAUGAAAAUUAGGGCAGGUAGAUAGAAAUAUGUAGUAGGAAAUUUUUUUUUUUUUUUUUUUUUUUUUCCCCCUCAAGAAUUGGGACUGUAUUCACCGAUUCAAGCAAUAUUUUAUACAUUUUUGAGGCACAUGCAAGCCAUGAAUAGUUAUAAAAUAUGUUAAAUACCCAAGUAAUUGUUUUAGUUCUCGUGUAAAGUACACGGUGCUGUAUUGAAAACAAAUUUUAGCAAAAGACGAUUUUUAUUCUCUCACCUUCAAUGUGGAAGGACUGAAAACUCACAAGAAUAUAUUUAGCCAUUUUUACUUUUGUGGUAAUUACUUGUGAUGUGUGACUUGUAUGAUAGGAACCGGUAUUAAGUUAAGUUUAACUAAAGUAUUGGUGUGCUACUUCCGUUCAGUAAUAAUAAGUGACGGUCAGUGAUAAUCAAACAAAAAGGCAUGUGUAUGUAUGUUCUUGUUGGGGGGAUACCCAUUUUGUUCCGAAGUUAAGUGCUUAGAAAUGUGUAAAUCCUCAGGAGCUUUGGUGUGACUGGCCAGUUGUACCCCCCAAGAAACCAAGAUAAGAUGAGAAAUAUAAGAGAUAACGUGACGAAAUUACGACCGUGUGGUAAGUGUAGGCUGUGAAAUUUAUUCCUCUAGGAAGCUUAAAUUUUUAUUUUUAAUUCUAGGUUUCCAAAUCAUUGUGAUAUGCUUGAAUUUAAUUUACACAAGGUUUUCAAUUUAGUAUACGUUUAACUUUAAUAUUUUUCUGUCUUACGUAAAUGAGUGGUAGCUUUUUGGAAUGCUUGGUCACGCAUUGUUACAACACCGGUUAAUCUCAUCGUAUGCAUAAAAAGAUCCCCAAGUACGGGUAGGCAAGUAAUGAUUCUUUAUGGGUCUUAAAAAAAAAAAAAAAAAAAAAAAAAAAAAAAAAAAAAAAAAGACAAACGCAGCUUUACAUGAACAGGAUGAUUGUAAAAUAGCACAUAACUAUAAUGCUCUUAUGUAUGGAAUUACAUAAUGUAAAGAAGGAUUGCUGUAACUGAUGAUCAGAAUUAAAUGUAUUGAAAAUGUAUCUUGGAGGUAGUUUAAAACAUAUACUUUAAUUGUAUUAUAAAGUACUUUGUAAAAGUAAGCAUCCUCGGUAAUAGUUUUAAAAGAAUUGAAUGAGUCCCUUAUUUCUUUCUUUAUAUAUUGCUAGAUUACUUAAAAAAAAUAAUUUUUACUUGCAAUUUGAUUUUUAUUGAGUGCAAUACUAAAACGUUUGGGACAGGGUGUCUGUCACAUUGUCAGCAGGCUUUGUCAUCGUUUCUGUAUAUUGUGAUCGUUAGUAAGUUUUAAGUACUACUGUAUUUCAUAUCAGGGUUGGACAGUUUUAGGUAGCAGUACUAUAUUUCUAUAUUAAAGUGUACUGCACCUUCAGGAGAAACAAUGGACCAUAAAAAUCAUAUCAGUUGCUUUACAAGUCUGACCUCGUUGUACAUAGAUGGCAUGGCUUGAGAUUUGUUCAGUUUUAUCCAUUGAAGUUCAAGUUGUUGGUCUAGUAAUUUGACAUCGUUUGUUACUACGAGUAUAACUUGCGAUGGGUGGGUAUGUGACACAUUUUACAAUGUUCAUGGCCUCAGCAAUGUUGAGAUAUUGUACAUAAUGCAUUAACAGGUAGUAAGCUUUCCUUGCAAGGAUAACACCGUAGAUUAUAAGAAGUUUUUAACGUGUACAUGUCUGUUAACAGAAGGAAACCAGGGAAUGAUGGUGCUUUCUCUCAACGAAAGGCACUCGUGCCCUGUGCUGUGCUGGACUGGACUAGCAUCUUGUUCAUUGUGGCAAAAAAAGUACUGUAAACCGGUGGAAAAAUAUAGUGUCAUUGUUUCUGGAGUAGGACUUCUCUUAUUACUGACAGCUAGUCUGAUUCCAGGCUGAAAAAAUCAACUGCUGAAGUUUAAAAAUUAGUGUAACGCCUAUUAAAAACUUAUUCUAAGGCAUGUUACUACUUAUGUGAAUUUUAUUUAUAUCUAAUGCCAAAUAAUUUUGUUAUAUAAAUUUACUGAAAUUAAUAUGGAGCAAUAAGCUGCAACUCUGACAGUACUGAAAAGGAAACCUGCUUUUGUUCUAUUUCUUUCCUACUGUUUGAGUUGUGUCUUGAUUCCUCCAAGUUCUCUUGCCAGAUGCAUUUAUGUUCAAAGCCCCUCAAAUGAGCCUCAAAGCCCCACAGUUUAUGUUACAAUGCAAGAAAUCAUUUUGGUAUUUCUUCAAGUAUGGAAGAAGAAGACAGUUGGCCCACUCAGAGGCAAAAGCAACUAGUUUAUCUUGUACAUAAUAUUAAAAACUGCCGUCACAGUCUACCUAUCGCUGCCGUAUGCUGUCUCCUGUGGUUGAAGAAAUAUAGAAAAUGAAGUACUGUACUUUUUUUUUCUUUUUUCUUCUCUUCAUUUAGUUAGUGUACUCUUCUGUUCAGGCUAAGGAAGAGUCUAAAUGAAUAAUCAGUGUGGUAUUCACACUUUAAUAGACUGAAUGUAGUAGCAAAUGGAUUUAAAAAAAAAAAGGUUAUUAUAGGAAUGAUGAUUGUAUAAAAUUGUAAUAAUGAAAAGAAAACUAUUACCUGUUUUUAAGUUGUUUUGUACUUUUCAUACCUGUAACAUUACAAAAAGAAAAAACCAUUGACUAUAGUACUGCUUCUUAGAUUUAGUUAACCAGAAGCAUGGAUUUAUGGCUUGGCAAUAUUCUUUUGACUCUGUUGUGGUAAAACAAUGUUCUUACAGGAUGUGGUAUCGCAAUUUUUACAGUUUUGAAUAUCGUAGAGAACAAAAAAUAAAGUUCUGAUGAAGUUAUCAACAUACGCAUUACUAUACUUUUAAAAAAUCAGCCUUUCAGAAAUGAAAUAUCCCAUUAAUGCCCCAAUUUUUAAAAUUAGAUGAGCAAAACUAUUAAAAACAUUGAUUAAAUACAUAUUGGUUAGCAGCACAACACUUGUGUAGUGAAACUAAAUGAGUAAAUUUUCAUUAACAGUUAUGUAGACUUAGGAGGUGAUUAUGGGAUUAAUACCUAGUUUUAAACAUCCAUUAUAACAGUUGUAUGCACUGCAUAAGAAAAGCCGCAAUUAUUUCUUAACACCAAAACCAACUAUUAGCGGGGUAUUGCUGUACAUAGUUGUAUAUAGAUGUAGCAUAGUGCCGCCACCACCUCCAACCAACCAUGUUGCAUUUUGUCUAAAUACCACUAACCAGAAUAGUCAUGUAGCAGAAGAUAAAAUCUCGGUGGGAGCAAUUAAUACCAUCAUUAUUUGCUGUAGUUUUAGUGACAACAUUAGCUCUCGUAUACCUUUUUUAUUAUGUCCCUUCAUUUAAACUUUAAAACGAGUGUUCACAUUUUUGUUAUGAUUAUCAACCGUUGCACAGUACACUGAUAUAACUGUCCUGUACUGCAUAUUUCUACCAAGGCCAUGAUAUAUUACGUGGGUGUUCACAUGUUAUUUCUCUUCACCCUUGAAAAUAAUUGUUAGGAUUUUUCCAUACAAAGUAUCAGUGUUUGUAUGUUUUUCUAGGUGUGAAAAUACAAUUAUGUACUACUGUAUAUAUGUACAGUAUAUACUUUCAGGGCAUAACUCUCACUUUACACUGUACCAUGUUUGUAAUAUUGUCACCAUUUCCAUGUCAGUUGCUUGGUAGCUGUUUUCAUAUUUUUUAUAAAUCAUCUUGCUCUUGGAGCUGAUGAUGGGGGAAUAAGUAAAUCAUCUUGUGUCAAAAUUCCAUACUAAUGUUGUAAUCUUCCCCUAUGGUAUUGUCAGUGGGUUAAUUACCUGACAUUCAAAUGGAUAGGAUGUUUGUUGUAAAAUACUUCAGGAAAUAGUGUCGAACAUAACCAAAGCACAAUUUCUAAUUGGAUGUUAGGGCAGGGAAACAAUUUUAAGAGAAACUGAUGGUAUGGUUGUCCAAGAUUAAGGUAGCUCUCUUAUUAAAAGAGUAUCAUAUGUUGAGUGAUAUCUCUGAGUGACAGUAGAGAAACAUUUUAAAAGGGAAUAAUCAGGGAAAUACAAAAGGAGACGGCAAAUUUCACAUUGUCAAAGUAAAAAGGGUCAAUAUUUCCAAGUAACCUUUAGAGUUUGUGUUGUGACACUCACACAGUAUAUUUGAAGCAGGGAAGCCUGCCAUGCUCAGUUAAAUAUACUUUGUGUAAGUGUCAAAACUUCACCCAGUGUAAGUGUCAAAACUUCAGCCAGAAGUAAACAUCACAUUUUGAAGACAAAUUAGUUAAUGGAGACUCUCAGAAUCUCCAUUAUUUAUCCGUUCAUUCAUAUACUGGUUUUGAAGAAAUAAUAAGUGCAUUUUAAUUCUAUGGUCUGGUUACAAUACCUUAUAACGACAAUAAUACAUAUAAUAAUAAUAAUAAUAAUUAUAAUAAUGAGACCAUUACGAGUUCAGAUCAAAGGACACCUUUACUGAAUAAGUGCACCUUUCAACAGGAAAGGGGUUCUCAAAUUACAAAAUUUCUGAGACCCGAGAUCACAGAGACUGAAAUUAUUUGAGCUUGUGAUGCUAAAGGGAAGUGACCAGUUAGUUAGUCAGAAAAGUAGUCAUUAUGGAUAAAACAAGAAUAAAGACUACUAAAAAUACCUGAAAAUUGUGCAGAAGUGCAUCAACUGGCAGAAAAUGAAGAGGACCCAUAGAGAGAGGAAAGCACUAUAAAAAUGUGAACGAUUAUGACGAAUGGGGAAUUUGGUUUGUAACUCUGAAAGUAUCCUAUGUUACCUUACCUUCUCAAUAGGCAUCCAUUUUUGUUUGAAUUUAAGACAAUACUGUAAAGGAUCUUUUUCAUUGGGUUGAGGUUGGGACUAUGAACAGGGUUUUGUAGAGUUCAGGGUGAUACCUGGGCAUACCCCAUAGGCUUUUUUUUUCUUUCUUUCUUUCUUUUACAAUACAGCAAAAGCACAAGAUGUGCUGGAAUACUCAAUUUAUGGAAGCAUAGGUUUGUAUACCUAUAAUAUACAAUUAUGAAUAGUAUAUAAAGCUGGCCUCUGCUGUUAUUGUUGUUAGGGCUAAUAUGAUUGAUGCUCAUUCUCUGGUAGGCCAGUAUCACUUACCUGGUAAUCCAAAUUCCAAUCUUGACCAAAGGGAAAAUUUUACAGUGCUGUUUUAAGUGUAAGCAAGAAUGGAUGGCUUGUGGGAUUUGUAAGUGGAACAAAUAUAAAAAAAAAAAAUCAUAAGAAUAAUCUUCACUUACAUUUCUUCAGGUGAAUGAGCAGUAGUAACCUUGAAAAUCUAAAGAAUCAUACUGUAAUAAUGGACAUGAAAUUUUUACAUUAAGGAUUUUGUCCCCUGGAUUUGUUCUUUGUUUGCCAGUAACAAUAAUAAUGGUAAUAAUGUGAACAUAUUUCGAAUACCUAAAUGCAUACUGCUUGUAACCUUUUGUGCUAAUAAGUUUGCAGUUUUCCCUGCUGUGUAAGCUUGUAUUCUCUUUUUAUGUCAUUUGCAAAUACAGAUUUAGGGUAAACUAGUCAAUCAAAAUAAUAAUAAUGCAUACUAAUAAGUAAAAGAGUAAUUCAUACCUAAUUAUGUACUGUAAAGCGGACCAGAAUACAUGAAAACGUUUUAAAUGAGGACAUAGAACCAGAAAAGAGGGCAGGAUGUUACAACAACAAUCUAUGGAAGUUGAGGGAAUGCACUGCAGUGUGGAAAAUAUAUAUGAAUGAUUUUGCUGAUGGUACAAAGAAAGUAAAGGAACUGUUGGAAGAAAUAAUGAAAAACAAAAACAAAAAGUACAAAUUGUAAAGUGUCAUCGGGCCUCUUUGAAAGAGGAAUGAUCAAUAGAGGCAGUAUUUAUAACGAGAUGCUACAGGGAAGACUCGGUAAGCUGCUGUCACAAGAUAUUUACAUGUACUGUAUAUCAAAAGAUUUUCAAACUAGUUCUUAAUAACAGUAAUAUGAGGAAGCUCUGGGAAAUAUUUUAGCAGAGAGGGAGAUAUUAAUGAAAGAAGAGGACAAAGUCAAUGUAUGCUAAUCAUGCUUUGUGAACUGGCAAGUAAGCAGAGGAAAAUGUAAUUCAGGAACUGCCAGUGAGUGCUGGGAGAGAAGUUUGGGGUAAAGACCAAUAUUGUGCCUUGGAUGGAACAGAUGCUGUUGUAGGAGACACUUAGGAUUGCAAAAUACACAUGAAGUAAGGUUCUCAAUGUCAAAUGUACAAGACAAAUACAGAAAUAGCCUUGGAAAAGAUACAGCAUUCUGUCAGCUAGGUUGCGAAGCUGCUAUCAAGAAUGUAGGGUGGUAAAAGAGAUAAGCAAUAGUACUGAUGCAUGCAAAGAUGGUGGUGAAAUAAACUAAAAUUUGACGCAGUUAUAAUGCAUGUAAUGGUCUAUAGAAAUGGGAAAGCUCCCAGAGAUAGCAUCCAGUACCUAGAGGGUACAACUAGAUCUCAAAUGCUGAGAUUGCUUAAGCAGAUAUGGAAUUAAUGGGACAAAGACCUGUUACUAGGAUUAAAAAUCACAGAGAAAAGACAUACUGUACAUGAAGAUCUGGAUGAAAAUUCAGGUGGUAAGUGCACAAGAUAAGAGAACUGACAUGAGCUGAACUGCUACUGUAGCUUAUGCCUCUCUAUUACGAUGAGACUCCUGACUUUUACCCAUCUGGAAAAUAUGAAGGCAGAAUAUUUUUUUAGACUUAACAGGAACAAAAUGUCAUAAGGCAUAGUACUCUAGUUACAACUCUUCAGCUAACAUUAACCGAGAUAUUGAAGAUGUAUUUGAAAUUUACUAUUGUCGACCAUAAUUUCCAUUUAAGCUCUAAGCAUUUAAAAUUGAGAAAUGAAAGUGUUAAAUAGCUCAAAGUAGUAUCUAACUCAACUAUACUAUACCCUAUGGAUAGCAUGUCAUUUCUCUCUGAAAUUGUCUUAUCAUCCAAAAUUUGGUAUGGUGACCCAUACGCGUCUAACAAGAGUAACGUAAGUUAAGAAUUAUGUAUUGGAGCUCUACAUUUUACUGUAUGUUGAAAAUGACUGACUACCUUAGACUGCUUCCACUUGGUAGUUCCUAAUGGGAACAUAGGCUAUCAUCAUUAUUAUGCCAUAAUUUUAGUCUAGUGAAUGAUUGGAAAUCGGAGAGAAUUGAGAUUUAAAACUCCUUUAGUCAGCCAAAGCCUCCAGACUUAAUGGGAUGUGUGUACGUACUCCUAAAUACUCUACAUUGCUGAGUGACUGGGAGUACCCAGUGCUUGUCUUUACAGCUUAAAUUUCAUCAUUCAUUUUCUACAUUCCUCAUUUAUAUUCCAGUGGGUGCUCCUCCCACCCAGUUAUGAGUUGUGAUUAGACGACAGCACCUUUUUUGAGGUUAUAGUUUUUAUAUACAAAAUGUACAUUUUAUGGUGGGGAUAUUUUGAUGUCUGAAAUAUGUUGGAUCCCUCCCCAUGUGAACUUAACUAAAAAAAAAACCAUUCCUUUCAAGUGACUCAUCUCCAAAAUCCAUGAACAGUACUUAAAUCAAUAAGAAGACUUCAUAGAAUGAUUAAGCUAACAGAAAUGAAAUAAAGUAAACCUACCAUUGGAUUUUGCCAUUCUGCAAAACAAAAGUUCUAUGUUUAAGUGCAUACAUAAUUGUACAAUCUUUGAAUUGAUCACACUCAUUUGGCCGUCUUUAUAUGGAGAUUAUGCAGGUCAACAGUAGCAGUUAAUGAACACAUAUUUUGUAGUUUCUUAUUUUAUCAGUCAGUGAAAAUGACAUUUAAAUAUAACUUAUCAGUGCUGUACCCAGCAGUACAACAAAAUUCACCCAAAUUAAUCAUUUAUGUAUGCAAUACAUGAAAUAGGUACGUAUGUGGUGAAAUAAAAUUUUUUUUGUCUAGUCAAGCUUGCUUGCUCUUAUUGACAAUGUUUAUCUUCAAUACAAAUCUUACAGUUUUAUGUUUGCUUAACUUUUACCCCCGUAAUAACGAUCAUACAGGCUGACAUAAAAAAAGUGGAAAUUAUUACAUACCUGAUACCACGAUGAAUACACCAGAUUAACAUUUAGAAAGAAUUUACAUUGAUACUUAUGUGGCUUUUUUUUCACAUGCAUGCUUGGUAAUGUGACUUUUCACUUGAUACUGCAUUUAACUGAUUGUGUGUACUUAUUGCUGCUGUUAUGUACUUAGAAUGUACUGUACGUACAACAGUAUUUACAUUUUCAGAGCUUUUAUGUAUUGUAAUCCUGAUACUUAACUUUUGUAAUCAUGUAAAGGUGCUUUACACGUUCAGAUAAAUGUGGCAAUAAUUCAGGGCAUAUUUUUAUAUACGUUUGAAAAACAAGCAAUUUUACAACUUAUUCUCUUUCUGUAAGAUAGCUAUAUUAGCUGUCAAUUUCCUUCCAAAUCCAUUGACUUCUCAAAGGCCACAAAAGACCACAGCCACACUUUUGUAGUUGUUUAAGUUUUCAGUACUAAUUUGUUAAGGAUUUUCAGUGUACCAAUGCUGAUGCCAAAAUAACUGAAGUACUACUACUUACUGCAGUUGUCCCAUGUUACCUCUGUAAGUUAUGGAAAGAUAAGACAGUUGUAAAGUGAGUAGUACUACCUUAAGAGAAGCUUUCUGCCCUACACCUUGUUCGUAAUUUAAGUUACACUUUGAAUACUGUGCACCACUAUUUUAUAAACGUGUCUUACAAAAAUUAUGGGACGUGUGCAAUACCAAGUGUAGACAUUCAUUUCAUGAAGAAAUACUCAUAGUACCAUGAGCUUAGCAAUGGGAAAGAAAUCCACAGUUAAGUAACUGUGCAAUUAUAUUUAAAAAUAAAACUACAGAGAUCUUUCUAGAGUGUACGAUUCUCCUUUUCGAUCUGGCGUGGAGGAGAAUUGCAUGAAUUCUCAAAAGCCGUCUGUAGUUUUAUUUUUUAAGUAUGUAUGUACGUAUAUCUGUCAAGUUGCAUAGUAUGUCACAUGAAUUUCAAAGGGAAGCUGACCACAAUGCUAUGCAUAGUUCAUUUCACUGCUACUAGAACUCAUUUUUCCUCUCCUUUCAAUACCGAUUUCAUAGGAUUCUAUUUUUCUACAGACUUUUUCAUACAAAGAAUUAAUAAACCGUAAUAGUACUUACAAAAGUAUUUAGUACUCUACCCCAUCGCUGGGUUGAAUGCCAUAGCUUUUACAGGUUUAAUAGUCAGUUACUGUUGCUAGAAGGAAAAUGCAACUUCAUGAAGCGUAUAUAGUUGAGUAAGGUUUGCCAGUUAUAGAAUAUAAAUGCAAGAAAAAUCAAAGAAAUCAAUUUAUAUUCUUCCACAAUUGCUCGCCAGUGAGCUCAGGGUCACAUCAUCAGUCAAUGCAGUUAGUGCCAUUUUUGGUGAAAGCUUUUUCCAUUCUCAUUCUGUUUAAGAUAUAACCUGAAAUUGCCAAGCCAUUUAUCAUGACUUUGUUUUUGUACAUGUUUUCAUUAAGUAUGGCAUUCAAAUUUUAGUUGGGUAUUAUUUUAUAAAGUGCUUGAGUGUUUUAUGUUUCUGCUGAUCCUUCAGAGGAAGGCGUAGUAGCUGUUGAGGAGUUAAUGCGACUGUGGACCUGUGAUUUAUUUAGUUUAGUUACAAUUAAGUAAUCUGUGUUUUGACAUUUCAAAAUGACCAUAAUAACUGCUGUUGUGAAAAUGCUCUGCCCAAAAUUCUCAAUUCUUUUUCUGCUUCUCAAAAACAGAUGUAAGAAAAAAUUGCCAAUUAAUGAACAUGCUCUCAAAACUUUCGCAAAAUGAAAACUUGUAAUUUAUGUGUUUGUAAGCAUGGUAUUGUAUAUAGCAUUCCUCAAUCUCUACUUACAGCAUAACUUUUCUUAAACUGUACCAUGUGUUAAAUCCAUUAACUUAGGGUAGACAGGAUAAUAUAAAGUACUACUACAAUUACUGGGUAUUUAUAGUUCAUAGCGGGGACUCCGAGUGAGGAAGAGCAAGGCAGCCAACAUCAAUUCUGCUCCAACUUUAUAUUUUGUUCCUCGGAGUUGAAAUACUUUUGUCUUAUAUAGGAGUAUCUGUGAAGCUCACUCCGGUUUGGUUUGGCUGUUACAGAUAUUUAUUGAAAAGCAUAGCCAAGAUUUAAGUAAUCUUCUUCCUUUGCCAGAAUGGAAAGAGGGCUUUCUUAGCCUUGUCCCACCUCUCUCACAAGUCAAGAGGAGGAUGUUGAUGUGGCUGGCAGCUGCUGUCUCUAGCUGCAACCUAGUUAAAGGAUGACUAUCUUUUCAUCAGGUAGUGUGACAACAAUAGGAUACAGCCCUGGAUGGUCUCAGUCUACAGAAUAAGUGCAGACUACCUUUCAAGGACUGCUGUUCUCCCCUAAAUUUUGAGCCAAUCUUUUUUGGUUCACCAUCCAGGAUUGACCUCGUUCUCUGGCUUCGUCAUCUAAGGGAAGGGCAGUGCUUAAAAAUAAGCCAUGGAGCCACAGAAAAUAGCUCUUUAUUGAAGGGUAUGUGUACAAUAACCAGUUCAUAGUGGAAACUCUGGUGGGAGACUAUGAUCUCUGUGGACAUGAAUGAUGCAUAUUUUCAGAAAACCCCCUAACUGAACUGCAGGAAAUCAACCCCACUUCAUCUGCAGAAGGACUUGCUUCAACUGCCAAUAGCCGCCAUGUGUUCACUUGUUUACCUUUUUAUUGAUGUGACUGGCUAAUCCUGCCAUUUUCAGAAUUGAGAUCACCUUCUUGUGUUAUGAUGCAAUCUGGGGGUCAUGAGUGAGGCUAGAUCUGCAGCCCAAACAGCAGAUUUAAGUCCUUGUGGAUGCUGACAGAUAUGGCAGCAGUCAGUUUUUUUUUCUCCAUAAUUCCUAAGUUGUAAUGUUUUGGGAGGGAUUUUCUCUGGUCAGAGGCAUUCUUAAACAUACUGUGGAUAUCUUUUUCUUCCUUUGCUGACACAAGCUCCUGCUCUCAGUCUCAGCAGGGCUACACAGCAGUACUACUUUCCCAGGUGUUCAUGAAGGACAUAGCUCUCUCUUCCUAGACAAGUCACCGUGUUCACGAGGAGCCUUGAGCAACCUUGCUUAUCCCAUUAAAUGAAGCCUCUGGAGUCAGGUCUCUUCAUCUCUGUACGUAUAGUCAAUGUCGGGUUUUGUAUAAGGUAGUGGAAGAAGCUUUGGAUGGAGACUUUACUGACAUGAGCAAAAAGGAACUGCUUUAUCCCCAUUGUUCAGAAGGAAACUUCUUGGUUGCUCAGGUCCUUGGACGUCUUCACCUUGGGACAUGGGGGAUGCUUAAUGCAUUCUGUAUCAUCCAAGUUCCAUGUGUAUAAGUAAAAGUUCGUGGGCACCUGCAGCAUAUAUUCCAAGGAGGGGCAAAUCUUCAUACAUACUUGGAUGGUUUCUGGUAUCAAGCAGAGAAACACUUUUGAUCCCUUGAACUAGCACGUUAAUUCCAAAAGCAGUGCUGGUAAGCGAAAACUGCCAUUAACCAAAAAGCAGUGAUUUAUGGCACUUAUGGCGCAAAGUUUCUGUUAAUGGCACCAUGACUCUAUUAUCGGCACCUUAUGGCACCGAUGACCGAAACUUGGCCCCGUUAUGGUGCCAUAAAUUGCCGAUUUUACGGCGCUUUUAUGCGCUAGACAAGCGUCAUAAAAUCGAAUCACCAUUAACCCAGUCCGCUAUUAAACGGGGACUGCCUUGUGUAUAUAUAUAUCAUUCUUUUCCAAGAUUUCAGGGGGGCUAAGUGGCUUGCUCCCCUUGCCCCUAUGCAUGCAGGUGUCCAUGUAGUGUCUUUCCUGCUGCCUCACAACUGUAUUGUAAACAGCCCAUGGCCAUGAUUUGCACUGGUCUGGUGUGAUAUUGGAAUGGAAUGGAAUGGAAUAGAAUAGUAUAGAGUUAAGGCCAAAGACCAAGAAGCACUGAAGGGAAAAGUGAGAGUUAAAAAAAGGUUACAAAGGUGUAACGGGGGGAAAACCUCACACUUGCACUAUGAAAUAAUUGUUAGGAGAGAAUGGAUAGCAAGAUGAAGAAAAUAUAUGAAUGAAGGUACAUUCUCAUGUUCUGAUCAUUGUAAGGUCUGCAACCCAGGGGUUAGACUGUACCUCCCCGUAAUGAUGAUUCUCCCACUUUUGUUAAGGGUUUGCAUAGUAUUUCUAUAUAGUAAAUGUCCCAACUUUUACCCACCUCUCAUUUUCCUCUAUGGCCAAAAGGACAAGUAAGGUAUCAUCCCCAACUGAGUGGCAUCCAAGGCCACCAACCCUCUCACUAAACUUUCCUAUAACUACCCUCUUAGUGACAUAGCCAGCUUGCUCUUCAAAGAUACUCCCUUAUAAGGCAAGUUUGUGAUUUACAGGAAAAUUAAUUUUAAGAUUCCAUCUGCUUGCAAACUGUUACCUUAAAAUACACAUACUCAGACAACAGAGCUUAAGAGAAUAGGCGUUCCAACAAUGUAUAUUUUUUGUCUUCAAUGUUUCGAAUGUUCAGUUUUUGACCGACCUUGUGUAAGCAAACCGAAACUCCCGGUCCUCUUUUCUCAUUCUGUCUCGUUGUAUGACUGGAGCCAGGAUUACAAAAUUGUCUGGUCUACACUGUUUCUCCUUCAAUUGUUCUUUCAUCAGUCAGUGACGGUUUUUCCGUUGACCGUACCUGGUAUCAAAGGGAUGAAAGAAGCAAUGUAUAUGUGUACCUAGUAAAAGUACAGUGUGUUAUCUUCAUGCUAUAUAAAAUUCAUUUACUGUAUUCAUGUAUUUUCACAGAUAGGAAGUGAAUAAAGUUUUAAUCUGUCAUCUGUUUAAACUUUUGAGACAAACUAAUAAUAUUAUUAACAAAGUGCAAUAACCAUUAUGUAUAAUUCUUCAUUAAAGGGCCAUUAAUUCUUUUAGUUUUUUCUCUGAGACCCUGUAAAAGAGCCGCGAGUUACAAGCCUCGGGUAUUCCUGUGUGGGAGGGCAGUAUCGUUUUGAAUUUUCUCAGGAGGACUUCCACUUGCUACAGUUUAACUCAGGAGCCAUUUCAUUGUACUACUGUAUACACCUUUUAUUAAUAAUUUUUCUGCUUCAAUGUCAUCACGUCGAGUCAAGUCAUCCAUCUUAGAAUUGUAAUAAAAAAAAAAAAAAAAAAGUGGCAUUCUAGUCCUUAGCCAAGGGAACUGUAUUUUUGCUAUGUGAACUUUUGUAUAUAUAUUUAGAGAUAUGAAUUUUGUACAGUGUGCGUGUACUCCCUCUGAAUACCGCUGGUAACUCGGGCCCUUUUAUGAAGUACUUCAGAUGAACUGUUUGCAGGAUGACUGGGCAUAGGAUACUUUCAUGUUGUGUUAUAUAAGCAUUUCAAGGCCCUCGAAUUCUCUUUAUGUCCACGGCUACGUCACGUGAUCUUUAUACCCUCACGUACAAAAGUAGUUGCUAUGAUGUGCUGAAUAAUUUUAAACGGCUCUUUUGAGGUGGUUUUUGUCAUUAAACAUUAUUAUAUAUACAUUCAGCUUUCAAGUAUAUAUACCUAUAUUAGACUCCUUACUCUUGACAAAGAGAUGGCAUUUUCUUCAUAAAUUGUAAAAUGAACUCAUGAACAAAAGGGAUUAACAUUUCUGUGAAAUAUUCUUGAUAAUUAUUUGUCUGUAUGCUUACUACCACUGUGAUUUUUUGUAAUUCCCUCCUCAUUUUUUUAACUACUCUGUACUAUAACAUUCAUUUAUGCAGUUCUACAGGUACAGCAUAAAAAAAAUUGAGAUGACAGUAGUACUUGUGAAGAUCAAGAAAGCUUUGAACUACAGUAUACUGUACUAUGUACUUUGGUUGUAGGAAACACCUGUGACCUGAGCCAUUUUUCUGUAAGAUGUAAGCUGUUCAUUACAGUUUUUGUGAGUGAUCGAUCAUUUGUUGGUUCAUUACAGUUUUUGUGAGUGAUCGAUCAUUUGUUGACGAAGACGUCUGGAAAAGAAAAACCCUACUUGAGAAUAUGUGACACUUACAGUGAUGACAGGUCGUUGUUACAUUCCUUGUAAGAGGCUGAGAAGUGUGUCCAGAAUGGAAGGGUAUUGUGGGGGGGGGGGGGGGGGGGGGGGGGGAGGAUGCAGGGAAAUGGCUUAUAAGAGGUUCUCUUGCUUCAUGGAAUGAAACGUUGAAAUUCAAUUGCUGAUGGAAUGUAUGGCUGUAUAAAAAUAAAAACUUUUCAUAUGACGUUUUGUGUUCGUAUUUUGCAUGCUGUCACAGCCAGACAUUUCAGAAUUUUUCAGGAAAAAUUCAUUCUACCAACUACUAGAAGACUUCUUCGUGCUAUAUUUUCUGAUAUUGAGAUUUCAUUCAUCUGAUAACUUUCUGGAAGUUUAUAUAUAUAAUAUAUAUAUAAUUCUUAACAUACAUGUACAUUAUCAAGCCAUUAGUUAUAAGCUGUAAAUAAACUUAAAAAAGUAGUUCCAUAAUACCACUUGCUUUGUUACCAUCUAGUCGCUCGGCAGCCAAAAAAAAAAAAAAAAAAAAAAUAAAAAAAAAAAAUAAAAUAAAGCAAUGAAAAGGGGAAUAUGCCAAGUCACUCAUGUCUGCCCUGUUUAGUAAUGUUAAUUGUAAAGGUUUGAAAUGUAAAAACCAGAAGACAAUAUCAAUGAGUUUGUGUAAUCUUUGUAGACACCCCUCUCUGUUGCUUUUCAUGAAAAUUUCUUUCACAUUUGAUUUAUUGUACGCUAGUUGUCAAUGGAAUCUCAAGAAAGAGUAAAUUAAAAAAUACUCAUAGUAGUAUGAGUCUUGAAAUUGCAAAAGAAAUCUACAGUUAUGUAUGGUUACGAAUAUAUUUUUAGAGAAUCUAAACAGAGAGCUUUCAGGAAUCUAUUCGAUUUCAGUCUGGUUGAAAAGGGGAAUCAGACAGCUUCCUGAAAUCUCUCUGUACUGUAGGUUUAUUUUUAAUAAAUAUAUUUGUAUCCAUACAUAACUGUGGAGAUGUUUUUUCAAAAGAGUGAAUGUUUUACUGCAGUUUGUAGUUGAUGCUCAUGUAACACUGUCCUUGCAAUGUAAUUUGAUUUCAAAACAUUUUUUGCUUUUUUUUAAUUUCAAACAGUUUAAAUGAUGCUUUGUUUUGUUCAGGGAAUAUGUACUGUAUAUGUACUUGAUUUUCGGUUGUAUUAUGUAUAUUAUACACAGUUUUGAGCUUUUUAGUAAUGGCUUCAUUUUAAUCAAUGUUAAUGUACAAGUUUAUCAAUAAUCAUUUUAGUCAACGUCAAUGUACAAGUUUAACUCUUGAUAUGAAUACUUUCUACUAUUAUAUGUGGUCCUAGAUUUUUAUAUAACUCGGAGAUUUUCAUGAUCAACUGCUUUAGUUUGUACAUAAAAUGCAUUUUAUAAGGAAUUACAACCUGUUACAACUUUUAAAUGUUGAGCAUAAUUAUUACAGCUUCAUCACAAUGUGUCACUGCAUGGGAAUUUCCUUUUGUAUUGCAGAAAUGUAAUGCAUGUGAUAGACAUUAAUUUUUAACAGUUAAUAGAUUGUUUUUAACAUGUAUAAAAUAACUGUCAUGCAUUGUUUUUUUUUUCAUCUUGUAUAUGGUAGCUGUGGAACUGUGUAGAUAUUAUUAUAUACAAUAUAUAUUACACAUAUACUAUAUUUAUAUAUAGUUCUUCGGUGGUGGUUUAGUAGACCGAUGAGUUCAGCCCUGGGGUCGUGCUCUGUCCUACUGUGCGCUGUAGGUCGACAGCCCUGCGUCUGGCUUGUGCAUGCAUGUAUAUAUGUAUAUAUACACAUGCUGUAUACUAUGUAUAUUCUUAGCUUUAGAUGUAAAAGAGAAAUGAAUGUGAAAGGAAUCCACUUAUUUUGCGGGGUUGAAAGCUGUGGUCGGCAAUGAAAAGAAAGUUUGAACGGUGUAGCGUUAAAAAAAUAAUAAUAAUAAAAAAAAAAAAAAAAAGCUAUGAUGACAUAGCAGCUGUUGUUUCUUCUCUUCAUUUAGAAAAAUAAAUGUUAUUUACAAGGUGAAAAAGAAUUAAAUUUUAAUCGGCAAUGCUCAUGUCUUAGUUCUGUUUGAUUCUAGAUGCUAUCUGUACAUUAUCACUUUAUAAGUACGUAAAUGGGGAGAAGGAUUAUGAUGGAAAGUGAUGUACUUGUUGUAAACAAGUGUGUUGGGUGAUUGGGAAAGGAAUGGGAAUUAUGAUGUCAAAAAGUCCAGGGUGGUGGUGGCAGAGCAUUAGUUUAAAAGCUGUGAUAGACAGGUAGUCACCACCCCCACUGAACAAUAAACUAUCGACAGGACA
This is a messenger RNA of Macrobrachium nipponense, 24222 nucleotides long. RefSeq lists its product as uncharacterized. Gene Ontology annotation, biological process: cell migration; regulation of Arp2/3 complex-mediated actin nucleation. The transcript has 3 exons. Gene Ontology annotation, molecular function: protein binding. The coding region runs from base 1063 to 5139 and encodes 1358 amino acids. The record is from RefSeq and is a predicted model, not a curated record. NCBI's taxonomy places the organism in Eukaryota, Metazoa, Arthropoda, Malacostraca, Decapoda, Palaemonidae. Gene Ontology annotation, cellular component: plasma membrane; lamellipodium.